AUGUCGAUCUUGAUUGAAGAUUUGAUGGAUGGGUUGAUUGAGUUAAUGGAUGAUUUGAUUGAUGAUUUGAUUGAUGAUUUGAUUGAUGAUUUGAUUGAUGAUUUGAUUGAUGAUUUGAUUGAUGAUUUGAUUGAUGAUUUGAUUGAUGAUUUGAUUGAUGAUUUGAUGGAAGAUUUGAUUGAUUUGAUUGAUGGUGCAGUGCAGUGCAGUGCAGUGCAGUAA
Messenger RNA from Botrytis deweyae, 222 nucleotides. RefSeq lists its product as uncharacterized. The record is from RefSeq and is a predicted model, not a curated record. The transcript has a single exon. Bases 1 to 222 code for a protein of 73 amino acids. NCBI's taxonomy places the organism in Eukaryota, Fungi, Ascomycota, Leotiomycetes, Helotiales, Sclerotiniaceae.